GAAGAGAGAGUUUUUUAAAAUUAUCCUUUUUUUUUUUCCUUUCUCUCUCAAAAACGAAACGAAAUGUGUUAUUUGACGAGACGGGACUAUGAAAAACCCAAAAAGAAAAGUUCAUAAUCUACGCGUUCUUCCCAACACUGCCACUACGAACAGCCAACACUCAAAACCCUAACCUCCCUAUCUCUCUCUAGAUUCUCUCUACCUUCUCCGGUACUUCUCUCUCCAAGCUUUGCUCCUCCUGAUUUUCUCCUAAAAUUGGAUUACUCUUAUCGGAACUACAUGGAUGACGCAGAUAAACCCGAUCCAGGCGGGGCUGAUCAGUUCAGUAGCGAUUCCAGCUGGACCAUCGUAGCUGACACGGACAGUGUCAAUUACUUCUUCUCUAGUGACAGAGAGAGCAGGAUCCUCAGUGAAUUCGGCUGGAAUCUUCAAUCGGAAGACACUGGAAGGUUUGGAGAUCUGCAACGAAUCGAAGCCGACGAAAGCGCUGAUUUGGCGGGAACACUGGCUGAUUUGCCUGAGACUAACUGCAGCAGAGAUUUACGAAGCUCCGACCCUGCCGUCCUGCCCGGAUCUUCGGCUGGAGACGUUUCCACUUCGAAUCCGUCUGUUUCUUCGACCUCCAGCGAAGAUCGGCAGGAGAAAUCGACUGGCUCCGGCGGCAAAGCUCACGAUAUUCAUACACCGAGCAAGAUUAAAAAGAAGGGGCAGAAAAGAAUCCGGCAGCCACGUUUUGCAUUCAUCACGAAGACUGAAGUUGAUCAUCUUGAGGAUGGCUACCGCUGGCGAAAAUAUGGACAGAAGGCCGUCAAAAAUAGUCCAUUCCCAAGGAGCUACUAUCGGUGCACAAACAGCAAAUGUACAGUGAAGAAGAGGGUGGAGCGGUCCUCGGACGAUCCCACAACUGUAAUUACAACUUACGAAGGCCAACACUGCCAUCAUACAGUUGGGUUUCCCCGGGGAGGAAUUAUUAGUCACGAAGUUGCUUUUGCCGGCGGCCAUUUGGCACCGGCAGUGUCCCAAUUUUAUCAUCCAAGAGUUCUGUUACCUGGAGAAAAUCCUCCAAGCAACAGACAAUUGCACCAACAACCCACAGACAACGCAAGAGAGUCCAGUAGUACUGUGCAGUUACCAGCAGGCGGUGCAAGAGAGUCCAGUACUGUGCAGUUACCUAAUUCAGAUGAUCAAGGAUUACUUGGAGAUAUUGUCCCUCAUGGAAUGCUUAACGGAUGACACCCAACAUUACUGUUAAAGGGGAGAUUACUAAAGAUUCUCAGUACGUACAGGCCAUGCAGAUGCAGUAACCGGUGUAGUGGAGAGAGAGUACUAAUUGUACCUUAUUGUAGACGAACAGCCCCCAUUGAUUAUGGGAUGCGAUGAUGACGAGCCAUUUUGAAGUCAAAGUGAGUCCGUUGUCACCUGAAAACUCUAUCAUUUCCCCUAUUGAGUGACAAAUUUAUUAUGUUCAUUCAAGUGUAUGAAGCUCUAGCUCGCAUGGGCAGAUCAUUAUAUAUUUCUCAUUUGAGUUUAUAAGCAUAUAAUACAGGUAAUUAUAUA
This is a messenger RNA of Tripterygium wilfordii, 1557 nucleotides long. Its product is annotated as probable WRKY transcription factor 57. The coding region runs from base 280 to 1233 and encodes 317 amino acids. Gene Ontology annotation, molecular function: sequence-specific DNA binding; DNA-binding transcription factor activity. The record is from RefSeq and is a predicted model, not a curated record. NCBI's taxonomy places the organism in Eukaryota, Viridiplantae, Streptophyta, Magnoliopsida, Celastrales, Celastraceae. Gene Ontology annotation, biological process: regulation of DNA-templated transcription. The transcript has 4 exons.